This is a messenger RNA of Aspergillus terreus NIH2624, 1350 nucleotides long. Its product is annotated as aspartate aminotransferase. The record is from RefSeq and is a predicted model, not a curated record. The coding region runs from base 1 to 1350 and encodes 449 amino acids. Gene Ontology annotation, molecular function: L-aspartate:2-oxoglutarate transaminase activity; pyridoxal phosphate binding. Gene Ontology annotation, biological process: L-aspartate biosynthetic process. The transcript has 4 exons. Lineage: Eukaryota; Fungi; Ascomycota; Eurotiomycetes; Eurotiales; Aspergillaceae. Gene Ontology annotation, cellular component: cytosol.
AUGACAGCCUCAACUUCCUCCCCCUCUUCAUCCUCUUCAUCGUCCUCCUCCUCCAUCGCUCGCAACCGUCUCGCCUCCCUCUCCUCUCACAUCAUGGGCUCCAACCCGCCCUCCGUCUUCUCCACGGCCGUCGUCCCCGCCGCCCCCGAAGAUCCCCUCUUCGGGCUGGCCCAGGCCUUUCGCCAGGACCCCUCUGCAAAGAAAGUCGAUCUGGUCAUCGGCGCAUAUCGCGACAACAAUGCGAAACCCUGGGUAUUACCCGUAGUGAAAAAGGCCGACGACCUCAUUCGCAAUGACCCCAAUCUCAACCAUGAAUAUCUCCCCAUCAAGGGUCUGGCCGAUUACACCACCGCCGCCCAGAAGCUCAUGAUCGGGGCCGACAGUCCAGCCAUCCGCGAGAACCGAGUCGCAACCUUCCAACCAUCUCCGGCACAGAGCCGUCCAUCUAGGCGCCCUCUCCUGGCCAAAUUCCACCCGCAACCAGCCCAAGCCCAAGAUCUACCUCUCCAGCCCGACCUGGGCCAACCACCACCAGAUCUUCACCAACGUCGAGCCUCGAGCUCGCCAACUACCCCUACUUCUCCGCCCAGACCAAGGGCCUCGACUUCGACGGCAUGCUGGCCGCCCUGCGCGCCGCCCCGGCCGGCUCCAUCAUCCUGCUGCACGCCUGCGCCCACAACCCCACCGGCGUCGACCUCACCCAGGACCAGUGGAAGCAGGUCGCCGUCAUCAUGCGCGACCGCCAGCUGUUCCCCUUCUUCGACUGCGCCUACCAGGGUUUUGCGUCCGGCGACCUCGCCCGCGACGCCUGGGCCGUGCGCUACUUCGUCGACCAGGGCUUCGAGCUGUGCGUCGCGCAGUCGUUCGCCAAGAACUUCGGUCUCUACGGCCAGCGCACCGGCGCCUUCCACUUUGUGUCCGCCCCCGGCCCCGACGCCGCCACCGCCAACGCCCACGUCGCCUCCCAGCUCGCCAUCCUGCAGCGCUCCCGAGAUCUCCAACCCCCCGGCCUACGGCGCCCGCAUCGCCAGCCGCGUCCUCAACGACCCCGCCCUCUUCGCCGAGUGGGAGGACGACCUGCGCACCAUGAGCGGCCGCAUCGCCGACAUGCGCACCGGCCUGCGCCAGCGUCUCGAGGCCAAGGGGACGCCCGGGUCCUGGGCGCAUAUCACCGAUCAGAUCGGCAUGUUCAGUUUUACCGGGCUGUCGGAGCAGCAGGUCAAGCUGUUGCGGGACAAAUGGCACGUCUAUAUGACCAAGAACGGCCGCAUCUCCAUGGCCGGUCUCAACACGAAUAAUCUGGAUUAUUUCGCCGAGGCCGUCGACAGCGUCGUCCGCGAGACGCAAUGA